Molecule: messenger RNA, 531 nt
Organism: Dermacentor albipictus
Lineage: Eukaryota; Metazoa; Arthropoda; Arachnida; Ixodida; Ixodidae
Source: RefSeq, a predicted model, not a curated record
AUGGGUGGGCGGUGCGAGCUGAUCAGAUACUUCGACUGUCCCUGCGAAAUCAGCUAUGCAACCACGGACGACGGUUACGUCCUGGAAGUGGACAGGGUGCCGCAUGGACUCCAGGGCAACACAACGGCUGCGGAGGAGCAGAAUGGGAUCCGUCGCCACCCCGUGCUGUUUGUGCUGCCGCUCUUUAGCGGCUCGGACGUAUGGUUUCUAAACUACCCUUCGCAGGCCCCAGGCUUCCUGUUCGUCGACGCUGGCUUCGACGUAUGGUCGAUGAACAUGAGGGAAGCGGAACACUACUCUAACCACACGACCCUCUCCAAGAACGACCCUGAAUACUGGAAGUUCAGUUUCGACGAGAUGGGACGCUACGACGUUGCUGCCGGAGUCGAUCACGUGAUCAACGCUACCGGUGCAGAGAGGCUGACACUUGUCGCUUUCUCGCAAGGUGUGACCAGUGCUCUGGUUUUGCUGUCCACGCGGCCGGAGUACAACGACAAGGUGACCAUGUGUGAGAUGUGCGAGAAAUUGUGA